This is a messenger RNA of Dimorphilus gyrociliatus, 493 nucleotides long. Lineage: Eukaryota; Metazoa; Annelida; Polychaeta; Dinophilidae. The record is from the annotation of a GenBank genome assembly.
UAUGCAGUAUUCAGAGUGGAUAGCUACAUUCUCAGAGAAAUUCCCAAAUGUCGACAGUUAUGUCAAAUUUGAAGCUUUGAUGUCAUGUUUAGACGAAUCAGUAAGGACCCUAAUACAAGAAUAUGCUUCCCACCCAAGUGGAAGCUUUGAAUCAGCUUUAGAAAGAUUAGAUCGUCACUUUAAUAGAAUAGACAAAUAUGAGGAGAUGGUCAACAGAAUCCACGGCUAUGGGAAACUGGAUAUAGGUGCUGGUGACACCUUAGUAAAUCUCGCAGAAUAUAUGCAGAGUGUAAUAAAAUUGUUCAGUGCUGAACAAGUCCGACCAAUGGUUGCGGUAUCAGUGGGAAACUUUACGGAUUCUCUAAAGGAACUGUGGGUUAAAAGAACCAAAAGUAAAAUAGGUACAAAUGAAUAUGAACCAGAGAAAGAGUUAAUUCAAUUCUUAGAGUCUCAACAAAGCAAGCGUUUAUCUGCAAUAUUCUCUGAUCUCUAG